AUGGCACGACGAAAGACCAGAAGGCAGCCCGUGGAGCUGCCACACCAUGGUCAUAUAUCCGCUUCCUCCUUCAGUACUCGACUGAGCAGCAAAGGGAUACGCCCUCAAAACAUCAAGAAGGGACAAAAGCAAGACCCUCUCCCUCUUCGACGGAGCGCGCGUCUAGCCCGCUUGAUUGAGAUUAAGGAGACUCAACAAAACCCCAGCCAGCAGCCUCUACCAUCUCUCGUGAGCGACGUUGAAAGUCUUCAUCGUACGCAGCCACCUGCUACCCAUCUACCAUCGAAGCAUCCGGAGCAAUAUCGAGAAGCUGAACAGCAACUAAACCCGGCCUCUCCAAAACGACCGCGAAUAUCUUCUCCUGAACGCUCUAUUCAGGACGUUGAUCCCAUUACAUAUUGGACGCAGACAUACCGCUGGCCGCGAGGAUACUUCAACGAAAGUGGCGAAAUGAGUCAUUUAUUGGCGAGAAAGAAAUCCGCCGCUACACUUCGCCGAAAGCGAUCGUAUAGCGAGUAUGGCGCACCUAGCUCAGGUACACCGAGUGAGCAGCAGCCUAGGGAGGCGAAGAGUACCCCUUACCAAAGUGAGCGAUAUAAGACCUUGCUUGCUCUAAAGGAUAGUUUCAUGGGCAAGUAUCGGCCAGGUACUACGAACGAGAGCAAGCGACUAUGCCAGCAGCUCCUUGACACACAACAAACAAUACUACAAGAUACAAUGUUUUCCGACGACCACUUCGAAGACACCUGUGAAGCAAUGAGAAAUAAGAAUGAGGCUAGAGUGAUUCGAGAUAUCUCACUUUUGAUUGUCCCAUCAGCGGAAGUCCUUGCCAUACGCGGAAAUGAGCAUUGUCGGCUCUUGAUUGAAAGUGUGAACGAAGGCUGGAACAAUUCUAUUCCACUAACCAAACCUCGCCCGCAACCUGACUACUCUGUGGGUUUCCGACGAGAAGCAUUUACCGAGACCCAACAUCAGAAACUUCAGCCAUUUGUUGGCGACCUCACCGAAACCUCCUACUUUAUGGGUACAUGGUAUAUGUACUUCCCCUUCUUCUCGAGCGAAGCGAAAUGUGGUGCUGCCGCACUCGACGUAGCGGAUCGACAGAAUGCACACAGUAUGACUCUUGCUGUUCGAGGAGUCGUUGAACUGUUCCGGCUCGUGAAGCGCGAGAAAGAGCUUCAUCGGGAGAUCCUCGCCUUUUCCAUCUCACACGAUCAUCGAUCAGUGAGGAUUUAUGGCCAUUAUCCUGUGAUAGAGUGCAAGAAGACCACGUUCUACCGUCAUCCUAUCCAUACUUUCGACUUCACGGCACUGGAUGGCAGAGAGAGAUGGACAGCCUACAGGUUCACCAAAAGUGUCUAUGACACCUGGAUGCCUGCUCACUUCCAAAGACUUUGCUCGGCAAUUGAUGCCAUACCACCCAAUAUACACUUCAAGCUCUCGGAAGCAUCCGAACUGCAAUUCCCCUCAUCAUCUGGACUUCCACAAGGUCUGGAAAGCCAUCACCUUUCGGAGUCAGGAGCUACAGGUGGCGACGGACUAAACUUUCAAGGGCCUCGGGAAGAUCUCCAGGAAGGGACGCCAGAUACUUCAGUUACCCAAACAUCAAAACGACCGACAUUCACGAAACCCAAGAAACCAAAGAAGAGAUGA
This is a messenger RNA of Exophiala xenobiotica, 1653 nucleotides long. RefSeq lists its product as uncharacterized. Bases 1 to 1653 code for a protein of 550 amino acids. The record is from RefSeq and is a predicted model, not a curated record. The transcript is spliced from 2 exons. NCBI's taxonomy places the organism in Eukaryota, Fungi, Ascomycota, Eurotiomycetes, Chaetothyriales, Herpotrichiellaceae.